CACGUCGAGGUCGCAGUCGACUGUAGGCGGCUGGUGACUAGGGAGACUCACAGUUUGAAUAUGUCUUCAGGCUUGACUCUGACCAAAUGUCACUGUUUCCCACCUCACUUUUGAGUUCUUCCACAUGUAAAGGAUGUCAAUUUACCUCGAAAGUUUAUGGUGAUAGCGUCGAAUAUCAGUAGCCGCUGAUUGCAGUGCUCCAUGAGGAUCUGACGAGAUGACCUCGGAAGACGAAGACCCUCUCGAUUGGACGAUCGAUGAGGUCGUAGAGUUUCUUUGCCAUAACCCACUCACGCCAUGGUCGCAGUCAGCCGCCCAAGCUCCUCGGCCAGAUCCUGUUACGUUCGAAACAGCCAUCCGGGCCAAUCUCCUAACAGGCGAGGUGCUGUUGCACGAUGUCGAUAAAGAAACAUUGCGAGAGGACUUGGGGUUGAAAGCCCUUGGCCAUCGUAGCUCGAUGUUAAUGGCAAUUCGGUAUCUUCGACAAAAUUCGCCAAAGUACCAGAUGUCCCUGGGCAAAGCGGGGCUCAAUGACAACCUUAGCAGUAUCUAUGCCUCGAGUUAUUUUGCCCCCACAACUCCAGGGCAGGGACCUGCUCCAGAACUUUCAUCGCCGGUCUAUCCCAGGCCUGUGUCUGAAGCCGCAACACCUCAAAAUUUGCUAAACUCUAGGCUGAUUACUCCCUCCGUAUCCGGGGUACAUAAUUCCAAGAGACCUAUUCGUGCCGAUCCUCCCUCUUUCAACCCUGUCCAGAAAGAGAAAGACAAUGUCUCUUCUCAGGUACCGAAUACCAUGGAAACAUCUGCUGCCUAUGACAAUAUUGAGCGACACCAAAGUGUACCGCCUGGGUCUCCUAGAAUACGUUCAGAGUCUCACGCAGAAUUCUCCGAGAUUUCUGGGCGCGUUCGCUCCCUAGAGCAUCAUAUCAUUGAUCAAUCUGGCAGAAAGCGGAGAAAACUCGAUCUUCGCUCUGUCGCCGAGGCUUCGGGUGAAAAAUCGAUCCUUGCACUUACCACCAGCGCAUCACAGGCAAAACAUUGGUACAUGGGGCCAGAGAGGAUUGCUCCGUCUCAAUUAUUCUACGGCCCUAAUUCGGAGGAAGAUGACCACUCGUUUGUAAUGCUUGGUUCUGAAUUUCCAUCCGCUCAACGCGCUUAUGUGAAGAGCUGCAUGCAGUACUUUUACCAGCAGAAACCCAUAAAGCUGCGUGAUGGCCACGGUGAUAAGUGGGCUGUCAUACCUUACAAAGCUUCAGAGGUGAACCCAAGCAAGUCAAGGCUUUUCUCCUUGUAUACGCUAAGAAACGGUAAAGUCACCGUAAGCAAAGAGAACUUAGAGAACUGGCCGCAGCUCCAUCAGUCUCAGGCUGCUUACACGGCUACCUCGUCGAGAACCUCAAAAGCCUCUGAUCCCUUUGCGUAUCUCAUCGAAAAGUACCCUGUCCUAGAAGAUAACGAAAACACUUAUCCUCUCUAUGGUGACUCUGGUUCCGAAGGGGAGUACGAUGAGGAUACUUGGCAAGAAAUCGACGAUGAACAGCAGGAUCCCGCGCAGAACAAACCAAUAAACUUGACCUCUGGGGAAAUCGAUUCUGUCAUCGCGCAAUGCGUCACUGAUUACAAAAAUAAAUGGCACCAAGAUAAAAAGCCCAAGGAGGAGCAAAAAGCGCGGCUGCUCUGGUUGAGAGCUAGAAGAGGAAAGCUUACCAACCAGCAAAUAAAGGGAUCCUUGCGCGAAGCCAGUCGCUUAGAGGAGCGACUGAAAAAGAUCAAGAAAGCUAUUCUUGAGAGCGAAGUUUUAACAAGGGCAGGGUUACAAGCUCUAUGCGUAGGCAUGGAGCAGACCGUGCACGACAUCGAGAAGCAAAAGUGGCGCGUAAAAAUUCUGGAACAGCCGGUUUGCCCACCAAAAGUUGCCGCUGGCCCCAAGCCUAAGCCCAUAUCAAAGCCUCGGAAUGGAGACGAAGAGUCACUUCAUUCAGAAUCUGAUUAUGAGUCUGAAGAUCCUUUGGCUGACUUCAUUGACAACUCUGAUGACAUGACCGGGCCAGCUUCGCCUGAACAGCACAUCGCAACUCAAUCAGAAACACCAUCAUCAACUGAUAGCGACGAGGAUGCUGUCAUUAGCCCCUCUGGGUUGCGACGAAAAUCCAGGGCCCAGAAACGUGCUCCGCUUAGAACCGACUCCCCCUCUCCCAGGGUUUCUGUGAACGAGAAGGAGCCGGAAUAUGUCGAUCUAACAAUAGACUCUGCGGAUGAGUUCAGAAUUGAAACGCCUCCUCUCAAUCCCGUGCAGUCAAGGGUGUCACAGUCCGUUGACACUCCUUACAAAUCCGAACGAGACUCCAUAUCCCCUGGACCUAAUCUCACUCCCGAUGAUUCUGUGGAAACUAGAAACCAGAAUAACCAGACCCCUAAAGAUACAAAGGGCUCAAAACUGAAAUAUAAACCAAAGCAAAGGAAUCUGCCGGAAUUCAAAGAUUUCGACAAAAUAUCGUCAAUCAGCUGGGAGGAGCUUGAAGAGCGCAUGGAUCGUCGUAGGCUUUUGGCAAAGUUGAUCUACAGUCUCUCAGAUGAAGAACGAAAGGCCAUGGCUAAGGAAGUCCCUGCCUAUGAUGUCUCUGAAUUGAAGGGACUUGUAGAGGCGGCCCUCAGAGCGUUGUUCGAGGGCAAACAAGAAAUUGACGGCGUCAGUCAAGAUGAAAAUGAUAUCAUCAUGAGAACAGCGACCUUUUAUAUCUCAUGGAUAAACUGUGCAUAUAAUGGCGGAGAAGGGAUAAGGAGAUUCAUGGUUAUUAAAGCCGAGAAUGAUCUCGCCAAUUUUCCAAGAUUUUUUGAUGAGAUUCGCGCGCAUCUUACGGCAUAUCGCAGCUGGGACCGAGAAAGGCGUGCUGCAGCUGCAGCUGAGAACCCAGAUAACUCAAACGCAGAAGACACAGAUUUGGCGCCUGAUGAUACCCCCCAUAAAAAGCGAAAAAAGGAGGUCCAAGAGAGCCAGGAUGCUAAGAGGAUUCAGCAAAGUGCACAAGCACGAGUUGCACUUCAAAAUACACAGAGAAAGAAUUUGGAGAAGAAAAUGGAAAGCAUGGGAUUUGAUAAUGACGACCCUGAUCUCCAAGCUGUCAGCUUUGAAGAGCCAGUCAUUUACUUGGAUCGCCAUAUUGGCAGACGAGUCAAACCCCAUCAGCUGAAUGGAAUUCAGUUCAUGUGGCGAGAAUUGAUUCAAGACGAGAAACGGCAAGGAUGUUUGCUCGCUCAUACCAUGGGUCUUGGAAAGACGAUGCAAGUCAUCUCGUUGCUCGGCACGAUAUCAGCUGCAGCGAACUCAGACGAUCACUUGAUUCGGAAACAAGUGCCCAAACGCUUAAGGCGAUCACAGACCCUGGUCCUCUGUCCAUCUUCAUUGAUCGAGAACUGGUAUGAAGAGUUUCUAAUGUGGACUCCAGAAUCAAAUAACAUUGGACCAUUGAGAAAGAUUACAGGGCUUCACAAACUCCAUGAAAGAUUGAAGGAGGCGUCGAAUUGGAACGAAGAAGGCGGUAUUCUUAUCAUGAGCUAUGAUAUCUUUCGAGCAUUGAUUCUGAACAAGGCGACUAAAACCAGAGGAAAAGCCCUAGACGAGGAUGAUCACAAACGCGUGAAGGAAUGGCUUCUGGAUGGACCAAACAUUGUCGUCGCCGACGAGGCUCACAAGAUGAAGAACCUGCGCACAGGAAUAUCUCAGGCUGCUUCCCAGUUUCGAACUAAAAGCAGGAUUGCGUUGACCGGCUCGCCCUUGGCAAAUAAUCUAGAGGACUAUUUUACUAUGGUCAACUGGAUUGCUGAGGAUUAUCUCGGGGACUUUGUUCAAUUCAAAGCGAACUAUGUUGAGCCAAUCGAAGAAGGGCUGUACGCGGACAGUAGCCAUUCAGAGAGGAGAAGGUCUCUUAUCAAGCUCCAAGUUCUUAAAGAGAUACUAGAACCCAAGAUCAACCGUGCCGAUAUUUCUGUCCUUACUGGAAGCCUUCCGCCAAAGGUUGAAUUUGUCAUCACGGUCCCUUUAACCGAGUUGCAGGAACGAGCAUAUAAUUCCUAUGUUGAAACCGUGUUGUUCCAGGGCAAGAGUGACAUUGGCAAUGCGAGAUUAUGGUCUUGGCUCGCCAUCCUUGCGCUAUGCUGUAACCAUCCGGCAUCUUUCAAAGAUAAGCUAUUGAGUCGAGCGACUGAGGCUGCACGAACGGGAAGGAAAUCUAAUGAACCCGAUGACAUGCCCGGGGAUGAAUCAAUCGCCCAAGCAGGCCUUCCGGACUCAGACAAAUUAGUCUAUCAGCAGCAGCAGAUUUUUGACACUGUCUCGGACAUCCAAGCGAUUGAUUUAUCAUACCGUUCCGAAAUUCUGGACAAGAUUGUUGAGGAAUCUGUCAAGGCAGGUGACAAAGUCCUCAUAUUCUCUCAUAGCUUGCCAACGCUCAAUUACGUCGAGAGCAUGUUGAAGAGAUCCAAGCGCAAGUAUUGUCGUUUGGACGGAACCACGCCAAUCUUUACUCGACAAUCCGCAACAAAGAACUUCAACUCUGGCUCAGUGGAUCAAGUGUAUUUGAUUUCCACACGGGCCGGGGGGCUUGGCCUGAACAUCCCAGGUGCAAACCGUGUUGUCAUCUUCGACUUUGGUUUCAACCCAGUUUGGGAAGAGCAGGCGGUUGGUCGUGCGUAUCGCUUAGGUCAACAGAAACCAGUCUUUGUUUAUCGGUUCAUCGCCGGUGGCACAUUCGAAGAAGUGAUGUAUAAUAAGGCGGUUUUCAAGACGCAGCUUGCCUUCCGUGUGGUGGACAAGAAGAAUCCCGUCCGCUGGGCUUCGAGAAACGCUGGAAUGUAUCUCUUCCCAGUAAAGUCUAUCAAACAGGAAGAUGUUUUCGAAUACCUUGGAAAGGAUCCUCAUGUUUUGGAUAAGAUCAUCGCAAACGAUCUAGCUGGCAAAAAGAUCAUUCGAAAAAUCGGUCUCACCGAAACCUUCCAAAAGGAAGACAACGACAAGUUGACCGAUGAAGAGAAAAGGGGCGUUCAAGUCGAAUUAGAUGACGAGCGUCUGAAGCGCACCGAUCCUGAGGCUUAUCAAAAGCGGGUUAUGGAAAGACUGGCUGCGGCGAAUCCAGGUCAGGUGCCUGCAGCAUCACAAUUUGGACAUAACCGCCCGGCGCCUCCUUUCCCAUAUCACCCUCAUCAGGCGUAUAUGAUGGGCCGGCCGUCUGCGGCCAAUGCACCUCCAUUGGGACCUCCAGGGCCUAAUUCCAACGUCUUUUCAUCUCGAAAUCAAACACCCCAUGCUGCUGUGAGCAAUGAUCAGAAUUCUCGCCAUGCGCAAAGCGAGCCACGCCAGCAAGCCCCUCAAAAGCCUUUGCCCCGGAAUCCUUCGUUACAAACAGAUGGGCCAGCGCAGGAAAACAGUCCCAUUGACAAUGCUCAGCAAAAAGACAAAAACACCGAUAAAGAGCGUCGCUCGGAAUCUAGGCAGAGAGGCGAUGUCGAGAAAACAUCUUGCAAACCCCAGUGAGCCAUACUCCAUUUGAUGAUUGGUGAUUACUAUUCAACUUGUCUAUCUUCUCAUUGAAGUUUCCCCUGUCCAUAAUCGCUCUUCGCUUCGAUGUCCUUUUUUAACUUUAUUUUUCUUUCUGUGUACAAUUUUUUUUCCACCUGCUCAUCUCGCUGGUCGGUGUUAGAGUAUUCCACUUCAACUUGACCAUUUUCUUUCUUUCUUUCUUGUUCAUUUUCAAUUCGACUCCAAAUAUUACGGCAUCCACUUUUUGAUGAAUUGACGGUAAUUACAAUGGCAUUGGGAGGCGCAGAUUACAUCACCAUGAGCAUGUCUUUUUCUUACAACCGGUAUCCAC
Messenger RNA from Aspergillus wentii DTO 134E9, 5867 nucleotides. RefSeq names its product putative SNF2 family helicase/ATPase. The record is from RefSeq and is a predicted model, not a curated record. The transcript has 2 exons. Lineage: Eukaryota; Fungi; Ascomycota; Eurotiomycetes; Eurotiales; Aspergillaceae. Gene Ontology annotation, cellular component: nucleus. The coding region runs from base 218 to 5530 and encodes 1770 amino acids. Gene Ontology annotation, molecular function: ATP binding; ATP hydrolysis activity; ATP-dependent chromatin remodeler activity.